AUGACCGUUGCGUUUUUCGUACCUUCAGCAACGGAUGGUGGUACUAUCCUCGAAACAAAAGUUAUAAUGAAGAGGGAUAGUACUGUACAAGUAUGCGGUCAAGAUUUGGCGAAUGCUCUCAGCGUAGUAUGCGGUGAAGGAUACAACGAAGAAAGGAAGAGAAAGAGGAACUUUGGUACGGAGCUAGCUGAAAUUGAUUCUUAUCCUCAAUGGCUCGCCUUUGCCUUGACAUCGAGCGGUCAACGUGAAGCCAGGCAAACCAAUCCUGAACAGAUAGCUUUCCACAACAGAAGACCGAGAGGUAUUGUUGAUGAGUGUUGCAUGCGAUCUUGUACAAUUGAAACUCUCAUGUCCUACUGCGCACGUUUGUAUUAAAACAUUAAGAUACUGUGUUGAUAGAGUACUAACGUAAAUGCGAUUGUGGAUUAAAAUUGUUUGCAGU
Stegodyphus dumicola is the source of this 442-nucleotide messenger RNA. RefSeq lists its product as uncharacterized. Gene Ontology annotation, molecular function: hormone activity. Gene Ontology annotation, cellular component: extracellular region. Lineage: Eukaryota; Metazoa; Arthropoda; Arachnida; Araneae; Eresidae. The record is from RefSeq and is a predicted model, not a curated record.